CACAGCACAAAUAUCCACGGUUGAGCUUCCUGAGAUGUUUUGGUGUGUUUGUCGUCUCGAGAUCCGCGAACAUUGCAUGGUGUUGAUCUAACGCGAAUAAAGCUUGACAUUGACGAUUUUAUUUAAUUUUUACGUUUUCGCCUUCUUACUGCGGCUGAAAGACCAUAACGAGAUUGGAACUGUUGAGCCUUCUAUUUGAAUGCCAUGGAGUUUCCAGAUUUGGGGGAGCACUGUUCAGAGAAGACCUGCAAGCGUUUAGACUUCCUUCCCAUGAAAUGUGAUGCCUGUCAAGAGAUAUUCUGCAAGGACCACGUCACUUAUGUGCACCACAAAUGCACCUCGUCUUACAAAAAAGAUAUUCAGGUCCCUGUGUGCCCAUUGUGCAACAUUCCCAUUCCCGUCAAGAGAGGAGAGAUGCCUGAUAUUAAAGUCGGCGAGCACAUUGAUCGGGAUUGCAAAUCAGACCCUGCACAGCAGAAAAGAAAGAUAUUCACCAACAAGUGUUCCAAAGGAGGCUGUAAGCAGAAAGAAAUGAUGCGCGUGACAUGUGACCAGUGUCAUUUAAAUUACUGUCUUAAACACCGACACCCACUCGACCACGAUUGUAAGACCGAUGGCAAACCUCUGUCCCAGUCCGGACAUGCUGCUUUAAUGAGGGCUCAGGAUUCUUCCUCCUUCUCUGCCUCGUCCUCUUCGGGACACUCCAGAUCAAUUUCUAAUGGCGGCAGCGUGGCCAGCAGAGGCCACAAUAGCAACACUAGCCGACCCAUGGCGACGUCCGUAUCAGCACAGAAUGUGGUGCCGUCGUCUGCAUCCUUCCAGGCGGGCAUGUCUGACGAGCAGGCCUUACAAAGGGCUCUAGAGAUGUCUUUGGCUGAGUCCAGACCACCCACACAGCCCACCCUCAGUCCGCAGGAGCAGGAGGAUUUGGCGCUGGCUCAGGCACUGGCCGCCAGCGAGGAAGAAUACAGACGCCAGCAGCAGAGACAACAGGACCGAGAGUCCAAACAGUCCAACUGCAGUCUUUCUUAAUCUUGGACCGCUGCCCCCCCCCCCCCCAAGAUGUGUUAAUGUUCCACAAUAGACCUCACAGGCUGGAUCCUCAAUAUCCAGCAAUGACGAUUGUCUUUUAUUAUUUUUCAAUGAAAUUAUCAAAACUUGCUUACUUGCCGCCUUGUAACACUGAAAACUAAGCACACGGCUCAGCUCAGUCCAGCAGGUUCUGUCAUUUUUUUUUACCAAUGGGUUGCUAUGUACAUAUUUUAUAUACAUAUAUGAUGAGCAUAAAUCCGUUAUAUUGCCGUCUAUGAAGAAUUAAUAAAUUAUUUCAAACAUAA
Messenger RNA from Hippocampus zosterae (dwarf seahorse), 1337 nucleotides. RefSeq names its product zinc finger, AN1-type domain 2A (gene zfand2a). Lineage: Eukaryota; Metazoa; Chordata; Actinopteri; Syngnathiformes; Syngnathidae. Gene Ontology annotation, biological process: proteasome-mediated ubiquitin-dependent protein catabolic process; protein targeting to ER. The coding region runs from base 205 to 1032 and encodes 275 amino acids. Gene Ontology annotation, molecular function: zinc ion binding. The transcript has 10 exons. Gene Ontology annotation, cellular component: cytoplasm; endoplasmic reticulum. The record is from RefSeq and is a predicted model, not a curated record.